GCUCUGGAGAGCUGAACUCAAAGAUGGACAUUUCAUGGGAGCAAAGUCUAGUCAAGCCGGAAGGGAAAAUAAGCAGUAAGAACAUUUUAGCAAUGACCCAAAGAAAUGGAUCCUCUAAUACCAAUUCCCCAUUCAGCAGAAAGGUGGACUAUGCGACUUUCCGUGGCACGCUGAUUUUUCUUUCCACACCUCGCACCACUGUGCCGCUAGGAAAAACAAAUUUUGCUUCCCUGCCGGAGGCUUUAAAAUAAACGAGGAAAAAAGACUCGCGGAGGCGCUUUACUCUUGCUUACGAACGCCUUGGCUUCUGUAAGCGAAGACCGACAUCAAGCCGGAAGCCAGGAGGCGUGUUACUCCAUUAUUCUCCCGCUACGAGGCCCAUGAUGGGUCUCUCAGGAAACAGAGGAGGGAUCCUGGCGCUGGGAGGAGAAAGAUGGCAGAGACGGAGGCUCAGUUGCUUCUGGGUGUAGGCUUGAUUGUGAACAUCUUUCCACCAUAGAAAAAGAUACCAAUGGAGAUGCUCUGUGGGUUUGGUGUUACCCUUUCACAACGACUGCAUUCAGAGACCUCUUAUUGAGAAAAUGCUGCCUUACAGAUGAGAACAAACAGCUUCACACUUUCCUAUUUGGUCAGUACAAACUAACAUGGUUUUACAUUACAACCAUGGAAAUUCCAGAGGCUUCUACCUUGAAAAGGGUGACCCACUUUUCCAUAGUUCUGACAACUAAAGACUUCAAUCCGGAAAAGUAUGCAGCCUUUUCUAGGAUUCUCUGUAGAAUAUACCUGAAAUAUGGGACUCCUGUAAAAAUGAUGGAGAGUUACAUUUCUGUCCUUACAAAGGGGAUUUGUCAGAGUGAAGAAAAUGGUUCUUUCCUAAGCAAAGAUUUUGAUAUCAGAAAAGCUUAUCUUGCAGGCUCAGUCAAAGAUAUAGUGUUUCAGUUUGGAAUGGAAACAGUCAUCCUGUAUACUGCACUCAUGUUAAAGAAAAGAAUUGUAGUAUAUCACCCAAGAAUAGAAACUAUCCUCGAAUUUACAAGAGCAUUACCAGCCUUAGUGUGGCAUCGACAAGAUUGGUCAAUUCUUCAUUCAUACAUACAUCUGAAUGAAGAUGAAUUAGAAGCAUUAAAAAUGUGUCCAGGAUACAUUGCUGGAUGUAUAGAUUCAGAAGUGAACAACAGGAUAGAUCUUUAUGAUGUAUAUGUCAACCUGGCUGAAAGUGAAAUCACCAUUUCACACCAAGCAAAAGAGGCAAUGAUAAUGGGAAAAUUGCAUAAAGAACUUGGUCAGCUAAUUGUUCAGUCUGCAGAAGAUCCAGAGAAAUCAAACAGUCAAGUUAUAAAGGAUGUUUCAUUGAAGACAAAGGAAAUCUUGACAAAUCUGGCUUCAUUCACAGAAGUCAUUCAUGAUGGUGAGAAGCCAUCACUUAACUUAGAAGCACUGAAACAAAAGCGAUUCCCACCAGCAACGGAAAAUUUCCUUUAUCAUUUGGCAGCUGCUGAACAAAUGCUUAAAAUCUGAUGUUGUAAAUAAACUUCAGUGGAAUACUUAAAAACAAAAUCUUCUUUACUAUAAUGCUUUUGUAAAGAAUUCUGUGGAAGAUUUUUUUUAAUAUACAUUUCUGGAGAGGAUAAACAAUGAUACAGACUUGAAAUUACAUCAGUUUGCAUAAAACAUUGACUAUAUAUAGUAUACCAUUGUCAGUUCUUCCUACAAAAGGCUUGAAGCCAUGAUAGUUUGAGCUUAAGAUAAAAUAGUAUUUGCCAAGCCGAAUCAGCAGCCUAAUGGAAAUCAGUAAUCAAAUCGUUAAUGACAUCAACAUUCUUAGACAUACACGAAUUAAAUAAGCCUUCAAUUUGGCACAUCCAAGUACUGUAUCUUGGAAACACAACCCUCAGGAUUCCUAACAGACUGCCCCUAUUCCAAUUAGUCUUAGCACAUCCAUAAUGUUGUGACCUACACUCACUUUGGCAUAAAAGACACACUUAGUCUUAAACAAACCUGUUUUAUUAGAACAGCUGGGAAUUACUUCAUUCCCAGCUUAGUCCAAAUUAAUUCCAAAACAAGUCCUUCAGAAAAAGUCCUUCGGCUUAUCACAAACCUUUAUCUAUUUUGGCACCCUGCUAAAGGCUUUUCUUGGCAAAACCCCGGAACACCAACUCAAAACAAAUGUAGCAACGUUGCUUUCGUACAAAAAGCCCAAGAGCCGUUGCUGCUCUUUUAAGCCUUAUGGGAGGGGCCAAUUGUUUCCUGGCCUUACUCCCGAGUCGUCCUUUUUACUUUAGCUGCUCUUGCUUUCUGGCAACUCUUCGCAUGUGUGCACUAGGAACAGACUCCUGUUCCUCUGCCUCUGGAGACUCCGGAGUCCAUGCAUUGCUCCCAGAUGGCCCUGGCCCCAUCUCUGCCUCUGACGCAGAACCCUCGUCUGGGCCUUCCCCUGACUAUAGGACUGGCCCAUUAUCCUCCCAAGCCUUCUCACUGUCCAACUUCGCUGCUAGCUCGACAGGCUGCUGGUGGACCACAACACAUAAUUUGCAAAGAGGCUGAAAGUUAGAGCUUCAGUUACAUCAACUAAUACUCUGAACCUAAGAGUCUAUGGAGAUUCUCAGUCAUCCAGAUCAUGGUUGUCCCGAAAGUGCUUUUUCAAGAGGCAACUGAACUUUCUGGUUUUUCUUUGAAGGUAUUUCUGAAGAGCUGAAGAAGCUUCUUGGAUGAGAAGCAAAAUAUCUUCAAAGAAAAACCAUAAAGUCCAAAGUUGCCUCUUGAAAAAGCACCUUUGGGUCUGAACCUAAGAGUUGUAUAUGCAAUGUAACUUCCCAGAAGCAAUCUGUGGAUGUUUGACAGAUUAUAUCUAUUGGCUACACUGCCAAAUAUUCAAUGUGCCUGCUAGCCAGAUCUCACUUAGGUGGAUUUUGGGUUUUUAGAAUAAGAAUAUGUACAAGUUUUUGUGAUGAUGAAUCCUGAUUGAGUUUGGGAGCCGUUUACUUAUAAAACAGUCCUAUUGAAUAGGGCAAAUAUAUAUAUUAAUAUAUCCAGUAGCUGCUCUUUUUAGGAAGACAGCUAUAAAAUUCUUUUUCCUCCUCAUUCAAGGGACCAGGAGGUUUACCGUAAUUCUUUCCUCCUGUUUUUCUUAAGCUACUCACCUCGUGGGUUGUAAGAUAUCAGCAUGUAUCUGAUAUUUUCCAGAAUGAAUAUAGGACUGGAUUUUUUUAUUACUCAACUUUGCCUUUCCCUUCAAUAGCCAUUGACAUUUGGCUGUAUACAUUUUUGUGAGGAGGUUUAGUUUGUUAAUUCAAAACUAUUAUAAAACUAAGAGGUCUGUAAAAAAAUUAAUAAAACUAAAAAAUCCGUUAACAGUGGAGCCUAUGCAGUAGCACUUUGCUUUUAGAAUUAUGAUUCUUGCUUUCACAAAUAUAUACCCUUGCAUGUGAUUGUAGGCUUUUUUAAAUUAAAAACUUAUUUCUACUAAUAUUUUAUGAAAUACUGUUUAUCUAUGAUCAAUGAUGUAUACUAGCAAUAUUGAGAAUCUUGUUUUUGAUUUAUGAUUUGCAUAUAUGUAAUACAGGAGAAUGUGCAAUUAUGCUAAACAAAUCUAAAUUAGGAUAUGAAUAUGACCAGAGCACCUCCUAUAUUCAAGAAUGUACCACUCGCUUUUGUACAAAAAUAUAUGAUGAUUUAAAAAUUUAAAAACCAA
Ahaetulla prasina is the source of this 3691-nucleotide messenger RNA. RefSeq names its product DENN domain containing 10 (gene DENND10). Gene Ontology annotation, cellular component: late endosome. Lineage: Eukaryota; Metazoa; Chordata; Lepidosauria; Squamata; Colubridae. The coding region runs from base 664 to 1518 and encodes 284 amino acids. The record is from RefSeq and is a predicted model, not a curated record. The transcript is spliced from 9 exons. Gene Ontology annotation, molecular function: guanyl-nucleotide exchange factor activity; small GTPase binding. Gene Ontology annotation, biological process: protein transport; regulation of early endosome to late endosome transport.